GACCGGCCUGGUUUCUGGGUAAAUGCCUCAGUAGUUCUCUCUGUUGUAAUUGCCUCAGGUUUCAAAAGAGAAUAAAAACUUUCCACUAAUAAUCAAGGCUGUGUGGAACAAGAUCACUCUGUGAGAUGAUUGAUCUCUCUCAUUGGAGAGCCAGGAUUGGCUUAUGGAACUGUUGCCAAGCUGCUUCUGGUAGACCAGCUAAAGCUUCCCAGUACUCAUGCAGAUCUAUAGAGCCAAAGAAAGAAAAAAUGCGAAGACUCUCAAAAAUGUUGCUUCUUUGUGUUUUAAUUAUUUUUUUCGCUGCAUUUUUGAUGAAUCAGUUGUUAUAUAACCUGAGCCUAUCCAAAGGUGUCAAUGAAGUAAAUGUACAACAGUCUACAACUUUGUAUUUAGAAAUAUACACUGAAUCUAAUCAGAAUGUUUGUUAUCAUCUUAUUGUUUUUCUACUUCUCCUUUUAGCAGGAGAUAUUGAACUCAAUCCGGGACCAUGUGCAACUGAUAUACUGAAGCGUAAAUCAGCAAAACUUAUUGCUGCAAUGUCUGCUAAUAUUGUAAAAAUAGCUGAUGAAUUGUAUGCCAAGGAACUGAUACCACAACAAGCCAAAAAUGAAAUGCAUGUAACUGCAGAACCUUACACUAAAGCUAGCAAACUAAUCGCUGCUGUUGAAGGACAACUGGAAGGUUUGGGAGGUUUGGAAGAUUCUCUUCGUUCUAGACAGUAUCUAAUUACUUUUUGUGAAGUACUGAUAAAUCAACACUCCAGAAGUCUAGAAGAUCUUGCAAAAUCUAUGUUGCAAAAUCUAGGCACCCAUGUUUGUUAUGCCUAUAUUGUAACGACUCCACUACAGUGGUUUAGCUACACCCAGGCAUGGUCAGAUCAAAUUAAUUAG
This is a messenger RNA of Amphimedon queenslandica, 890 nucleotides long. RefSeq lists its product as uncharacterized. NCBI's taxonomy places the organism in Eukaryota, Metazoa, Porifera, Demospongiae, Haplosclerida, Niphatidae. The transcript has 5 exons. Bases 126 to 890 code for a protein of 254 amino acids. The record is from RefSeq and is a predicted model, not a curated record.